Penicillium odoratum is the source of this 2706-nucleotide messenger RNA. RefSeq names its product putative peroxisomal multifunctional beta-oxidation protein (MFP) (gene mfp). Lineage: Eukaryota; Fungi; Ascomycota; Eurotiomycetes; Eurotiales; Aspergillaceae. The record is from RefSeq and is a predicted model, not a curated record. The coding region runs from base 1 to 2706 and encodes 901 amino acids. Gene Ontology annotation, molecular function: oxidoreductase activity. The transcript is spliced from 3 exons.
AUGUCUUCAGAGUUGCGUUUUGAUAACCAGACCGUCGUCGUCACCGGCGCUGGCGGUGGUUUGGGAAAAGCAUAUGCUCUCUUCUUUGCCUCAAGGGGUGCGAAUGUCGUGGUGAACGAUCUCGGUGGCUCUCACAAAGGUGAGGGCAAGUCAUCAAAGGCCGCAGACGUUGUCGUUGAGCAGAUCCGUGCCGCGGGCGGAAAGGCGGUCGCCAACUACGACAGUGUUGAGAACGGCGCAGCCAUUAUUGAUACUGCUAUUAAGAACUUUGGUCGUGUCGAUGUGCUCAUUAACAACGCCGGUAUCCUGCGGGAUGUCAGCUUCAAGAACAUGAAGGACCAAGAUUGGGAUCUCAUCUACCGUGUGCACACCUACGGUGCCUACAAGUGCGCACAAGCUGCUUGGCCUCACUUCCGCAAACAAAAGUACGGCCGUAUCAUUAACACCGCCUCCGCCGCCGGCCUCUUCGGUAACUUUGGCCAAGCCAACUACUCCGCCGCAAAGCUGGGUCAGGUCGGUUUCACCGAGACACUGGCCAAGGAGGGUGCCAAAUACAAUAUCAUUGCCAACGUCAUUGCUCCUAUCGCUGCGAGCCGUAUGACUGAGACUAUUAUGCCUCCGGAUGUUCUGGAGAACCUUAAGCCUGAUUGGGUUGUCCCCGUUGUCGCUCGUCUCGUUCACUCAUCCAACACUACCGAGACUGGUGGUAUCUACGAGCUCGGUGGUGGUGCCGUUGCCAAGCUGCGCUGGCAGCGCGCCAAGGGUGCUCUUCUGAAGACCGAUGCCUCCUUGACCCCCGGUGCCAUCGCUCGCAAGUGGGCCGAUGUUAACGACUUCUCCAAGUCCGAAUACCCUACUGGUCCUGCUGACUUCAUGGGUCUGUUGGAGGAGGGUCUGAAGCUGCCUAGUGCCCCGAAGGGCGAGGAGCCCGAUUUCAAGGGCCGCGUGGCCCUGGUCACCGGUGGAGGUGCUGGUCUUGGCCGUGCUUACUGCUUGCUGUUUGCCAAGUACGGUGCUAAGGUUGUUGUUAACGACCUGGUGGACCCCGAACCCGUUGUCCAGGAGAUUAAGAAGGCCGGCGGUGAAGCCGUUGGCAACAAGGCCAACUGCGAGGAUGGUGACGCUGUUAUCAAGUCCGCCAUUGAUGCCUUCGGACGUAUUGACCUUCUGGUUAACAAUGCCGGUAUCCUGCGUGACAAAGCUUUCACUAACAUGGACGACAACCUUUGGAACUCUGUUCUUAACGUCCACUUGCGUGGAACUUACAAGGUGACCAAGGCUGCCUGGCCCUACUUCCUUAAGCAGAAGUACGGCCGUGUUGUCAACACCGCUAGCACUAGCGGUAUCUACGGUAACUUCGGCCAGGCCAACUACGCCGCAGCCAAGUUGGGAAUUCUUGGUCUCUCCCGCGCUCUCGCUGUCGAGGGUGCCAAGUACAACAUCAAGGUCAACACCAUUGCUCCCAAUGCUGGUACUGCUAUGACCCGCACUAUCAUGCCCGAGGAGAUGGUUCAGGCCUUUAAGCCCGAUUACGUCGCUCCUCUUGUUGCUCUGCUCUGCUCUGAUGCCGCUCCCGAGCCCUCUACCAAGGGUUUGUACGAGUGCGGUAGCGGUUGGUUCACCCGUACCCGCUGGGAGCGAUCUGGCGGCCACGGAUUCCCCGUGGAUGUCAAGCUGACUCCGGAGGAGGUUCUCAACAAGUGGGAGAAGAUCGUUAACUUCAAUGAUGGUCGUGCUGACCACCCCGAGGAUGCCGCGGAUGGCUCCGCCCGGGCGAUGGCCAACAUGGAAAACCGUUCAGGCGCCAGCGAGUCCAAGAACAAGAUCCUCCAAAACAUCGAGACGGCCAAGACCGCUACUACCGAGGGUACCUCCUAUGACUACGUGGAGCGGGAUGUCAUCCUCUACAACCUCAGCCUGGGUGCCAAGCGCACUGACCUGCCUCUGGUUUACGAGAAUCACGAUCACUUCCAGGCCCUUCCCUCCUUUGGCGUUGUCCCUUGGUUCAACACCGCUCUCCCCUGGAACAUGGAUGACAUCGUGAAGAAUUUCUCCCCCAUGAUGCUCCUGCACGGUGAGCAGUACAUGGAGGUCCGCAAGUACCCCAUCCCCACCAAUGUCAAGACCUUGACCUACCCUAAGCUCAUCGAUGUUGUUGACAAGGGUAACGCUGCCCUGGUCGUGUCUGGCUUCACCACCAAGGAUGCCAGCACUGGUGAGGACCUGUUCUACAAUGAGUCUACUGUCUUCAUCCGCGGUAGCGGUGGCUUCGGCGGCUCUCCCAAGCCCACUGCUGUUCGCCCCAAGGCGGCCACCGCUGCCUACAAGCCUCCCCAGCGCCAGGCUGAUGCCGUGGUUGAGGAGAAGACCUCCGAGGACCAGGCUGCGUUGUACCGCCUGAACGGUGACUACAACCCACUUCACAUCGACCCCGAGUUCAGCAAGGUGGGUGGCUUCAAGACCCCUAUCCUCCACGGUCUGUGCUCGCUGGGUGUGGCUGCCAAGUCGGUCUUUGCCAAGUACGGCGCCUACAAGAACCUCAAGGUUCGCUUCGCCGGUGUCGUCCUGCCUGGCCAGACUCUCCGCACUGAGAUGUGGAAGGAGGGCAACACCGUCCUCUUCCAGGCUACCGUUGUCGAAACUGGCAAGCCCGCCAUCACCGGUGCUGGUGCCGAGCUCCUUGAGGGCGCCAAGGCCAAGCUGUAA